Meyerozyma guilliermondii ATCC 6260 is the source of this 1473-nucleotide messenger RNA. RefSeq lists its product as uncharacterized. Gene Ontology annotation, cellular component: cytoplasm; mitochondrion. The transcript has a single exon. Lineage: Eukaryota; Fungi; Ascomycota; Pichiomycetes; Serinales; Debaryomycetaceae. Gene Ontology annotation, biological process: protein quality control for misfolded or incompletely synthesized proteins. Gene Ontology annotation, molecular function: ATP binding; ATP hydrolysis activity. The record is from RefSeq and is a predicted model, not a curated record. The coding region runs from base 1 to 1473 and encodes 490 amino acids.
AUGAAAUCGCGGGCCAUGUCACGCCCAAUACGGCUGUAUAAAGCUCCAAGGCUUCUCUUUCGUUCCCAGAGAUUGUUCCAUGGCUCAUUGCGAUGCCUAAAAACUCCUUUAGAAGAAUAUAACCAUCGGGUCGAGACGAAAAAACUAAGGGACGAUGGCUACCAACGGAAAAUCAUCACCAAUCUUUCCAAGUUGCACGAGAGAUUAUCGACUUACACUCCUCCCACGGUGGAGAUACCGUCCAUACUGUCAUUGAAGCCGAAAAUUGGCAUCUCUGGAGCUUUCCGGAGCUUUUUUGGCAAGCUUACAUCCUCGGCUCCAACGACGAUUUCCACCGAUGAAAACGUUGUCAAGGGAAUAUAUUUAUAUGGUGAUGUUGGUUGCGGCAAGACCAUGCUCAUGGACCUUUUCUACUCGACAAUUCCUCCACAUCUUGCCAAAAAGAGGUUUCAUUUCCACCAAUUUAUGCAGCAUUUGCACAAACGGUCGCACGAGCUUAAGACGAAAUACCACGCUGAUUUGGACGUGAUUCCCAUCUUGGCAUCGGAAAUUGCCCAGGAGGCGACGGUGCUUUGUUUUGACGAGUUUCAAGUCACAGACGUGGCCGACGCAAUGCUUUUGCGUAGACUUUUACUGAUGCUCAUCAGCCCGCACUAUGGAGUGGUUCUAUUUGCUACAUCCAACAGAGCACCUGACGACCUCUAUUUGAACGGAAUUCAAAGGGUUUCGUUCAUUCCGUGUAUCCAGCAGAUAAAACGACAAACGGUGGUGAUUUAUUUGAACUCUCCAACAGACUACAGAAAGAUACCUCGACCCAUGUCUCUGGUGUACUACUACCCCAAACCAGGUGUCAAGUACAUGUCCAAGGCCAACCAGAAGAAGUGCAAGGAGCACAUUGAGCAAUGGUACGAAUACUUCAACAAAGAAAACGAUAAUAAACUGCCCAUUGUCAACGAUACCCUCGAGGUAUGGGGUCGUAAACUUGUGGUUCCCAUUAGUUCUCGUCCCUAUGUGGCUCAAUUUACCUUCCACGAGCUUUGCGGUAGCCCUUUGGCAGCGGGAGAUUAUCUCUCUUUGGCUAACUCAUACCAUUCUUUCAUUGUUACCGAUAUUCCAUACUUGAGCAUCGAUGUUAGAGAUAACGUGCGACGGUUUAUUACAUUUUUAGAUGCUGUCUACGAUGCCCGCGGCCGUCUCGCCGUCACAGCAGCAGCCCCCUUUAAGGACCUUUUCGUGGAACCCGAAGACUUGGCCAAAGACAAUUAUCUGCUCUAUAAAAGACAACAAGAUAUCGGUGGGGAAGAGACAUUUGAAAACGACGAGCUUGUUACUAAGCACGGAUUUGAUAAAAGUGUGGCUAAGAAGGCUGCGAUGUUUGCUAACGACGAGGAAAAAUUUGCUUUUGCCAGGGCCUUAUCUCGUCUUUCCCAGAUGAGCACAACCGACUGGCUAGACCAAGGAACCGAAAGAUAA